This is a messenger RNA of Xenopus laevis (African clawed frog), 5830 nucleotides long. RefSeq names its product talin rod domain containing 1 S homeolog (gene tlnrd1.S). The coding region runs from base 618 to 1679 and encodes 353 amino acids. The transcript has a single exon. The record is from RefSeq and is a predicted model, not a curated record. Lineage: Eukaryota; Metazoa; Chordata; Amphibia; Anura; Pipidae. Gene Ontology annotation, molecular function: actin binding.
AUUGGGGUCCGAAGUGGACGGCUGGCCCGAAGCACUGGGCAAUGGUGUGGACAUGGUGUAAGUAAGGGGAGCAUAACACCAAGGAGGUGGGAUGAGUACUUUCCUUAAGGUUUUUUUUAAAUGAUAUUCUGUGCCGUCUAAUAACUUUAAAUGAUCCCACUGGGGACGUAGAAAGUGACAGCAGAGGUUUCCCAUCGCGUAGAUGAAUCUGGAGAAUUUCGCUGAUCUCCGCGCAUUACAUACUUUGACCACUAGAUGCCGCUGUCGCCAGUCUUGCGCCCCGGCCGUUACGUAAGGCGUCGCUGCGCUCCCAGCCUCUGUCCUGCGGGUAUGGCAGCCUUGUGGGUGACGUCAUCGUCCGGGCGCAGGGCGGCGCCGUCCCACGUUCCUUAUCCGGCCCGGGAGAGGCAGCGGCUGGGUGGGUCGAUUCAGUGCCGCUUUGUCGGUGGCAGAAGUCCCUUCCUGGGCCCUAGGAGGCUGCUCGUGUGCGGAGAGCGGAGCAGAAGGCAAGCACUGUGCUCGGGCAGCGCCCGUGACUCUCCAUGGGAUGAUGCGGCUGGGAAGCCCCCGGGAUAUCGCUCCCACUGGCCGAGGCAUGAGCUUCUUCCCCGGGAGAGAUGGCUAGCGGCGGCUCCGGCUCAGCCCGGUCCUCUCUUCCUUCCGGAGCAGCGUCCCAGCCGCGCAAGAAACUGCUGACCAUCUGCGAGCGGUGUAAGAACAAGAUGCAGCUGGUGGCCGACCUUCUUCUUCUGUCCAGCGAGCCGCGGCCUGUCAGCCCGGAGAGUUCGCUUCAGUUCGGAGAGGCGUUCGAGAAGUGCCGGGACACGGUGAUCGCCCGCACCAAAGGCCUGUCCAUCCUCACUCACGAUGUGCAGAGUCAGCUGAACAUGGGCCGCUUGGCUGAGGUGGGAGACACGGUGCAGGAGAUGGGCGACUUGGUGGUGUCUCUGAUCGAGCUGUCGGCGCACGCCGCUUAUCUGGCUGCCGUGGAGGUUCCCGGCUCUCAGGCCGCUCAGGCCGGGCUUGUGGACCGAUACAAAGUGACCCGGUGUCGGCACGAAGUGGAGCAGAGCUGUGCCACCCUGCGGAGCGUGCCCUUGUCUGAACUGACCCCGCAGCUGCUGCUCGAAGUCUCCCAGAACCUGUCCAUGAACCUGAAGACUCUGACGGACGCCAGCGUAGCGGCCAGCGACAAGUCCCGCGACAAGUUCGCCAGGGAGCAGUUCAAGCUGGGGGUGAAGUGUAUGAGCACCAGCGCCUCCGCGCUCCUCGCCUGCGUCAGGGAAGUGAAGUCGUCCCCCAGCGAACUGUCGCGCAACCGCUGCGCUCUCUUCAGCGGGCCCCUGGUGCAGGCCGUGCACGCGCUGGUGGGUUUCGCCACAGAACCGCAGUUCCUCGGGAGAGCCGCCAUUCUGAACCCAGAGGGCAAAGCUGUGCAGACGGCCGUACUAGGAGGUGCCAUGAGCGUGGUGUCUGCCUGCGUCCUCCUCACCCAGUGCCUCAGGGAUAUAACGCAGCUCUCUGACAGCAGCAGCAAGAUGACCGACUACAAGGACAGGCUGAGGAGCUCGGCCUGCGCGGUCUCUGAUGGCUGCAAUCUGCUCUCUCAGGCGCUGAGGGAAAGGUCCUCGCCCAGGACUCUGCCGCCGGUCAACACCAAUUCUGUGAAAUCUCUUUAGACUGGGGCUGCCCCUUCCCUGGACCUUACCAAAGAAUAAGGGGGUGUAGUCGACAGCGGGGCAGUGCUAACUAACAUGGGUAGAGAGUGCUGUAAGGCCCAUAUUAUUGCCAUCAGGAGGGCAGCAAUUACAGUAAUUGCAAUAUAGCAUUUCCUCUGGUUAACGCCUCACUGCAUUCCCACUACAUGUCUGUAACCCCCCCAAGGGUUGAGUGGAAUGUACCAUACUGAAUGAAAUGUCCAUUGCAGGUUUAACUGCAGAGAGUGGUGCUUAUAGGCAGUGAUGUCCCACACCCAGCCCAUCCUCUCCAGAUGGUAGAGCCCAGCAGCCCCCCUCCCCAGAUGGUAGAGCCCAGCUCCUAGCAGCCACUGUGGGUGAGUGACAGCCGUUGCAGCUGAAUAUAUACAAUUCCUCUUACACUAUAGACUUGCCUGAUAUCAUCACUUCCAUUAGGCUACGGCCAGACAAUUGCUGCAGGCUGAGAAUCCGCUGCUUCUGUCUGCCUGCAUACUACUGGAAGCAUUGACUCCUCUUGGUGUAGGCAGAUUUCUGAGCAGAAACAUUUCAUUUCACUCUGAAAUCUGCCCUGUCUAAAGAAAGAGAAGGGCAGCUGAUUCUCUGCCUGCGGAGAAUCCAUAUCAUUUGGCUAUAGUGUAACAGUAAAGUGAUCAAGAGCUGCUGUUCCCACUAUGUGAUCAGUUUUUAGAGGGGAGACAGAAUGCUGCAACUUCACCUAACCCAAGCUGCCAGUGCAGAGAUUACAUCCCCAGACCCACUAUGGCGUUGUAUAGAAAUCACAUGCACUUUGAUUGGAUGAAAAGCAGAGUACAACUACAUAAGGUGACCGUCUCACCCUGUCUCCAGAGACCCGAGGCAGGGAUGUCCAAUCACCAUCCUCCAUCUGUGGUCAAGUACAACUACUCCCUGCAUCCUCCAGUAGCAGAAGUGUUUUAAAGAACAGUUCAGUGUAAAAAUAAAAGCUGGGUAAAUAGGCUGUGCAAAAUAAAAAAAAACUAAUAUAGUUAGUUAGCUGGAGUGACUGGAUGUCUAACAUAACAGAACACUACUUCCUGCUUUUAAGUUCUCUAACUCUGUUGGUCAGCGACUUUAAGUGGGGCCACAUGGGACAUAACUGUUCAGUGAGUUUGCAAUUGAUCCUCAGCAUUCAGAUUCAAAAGCUUAUUCAAACAGUUAUGACCCAUGUGCCUCUCCUUAAGUCACUGGCUGGUAACAAAGCAGUGGAAAUCAAGAGAGCUGCAAAGCAGGAAGUAGUGUUAUGUUAGACAUCCAGUCACUUCAGCCUUUAUAUAUUACAUUUUUGGCUAACUGUAACUAUAUUAGAAAAAUGUUUUAUUUUGCACAGCCUGUCUAUUUACCCAUUUUUUAUACGGAACUGUUCCUUUAAAGGAUGCUGUGAGUUGUGGUCCAGCUGCUGGGCUGCUGCGGGGGAGCAUCUCUACCAUGAAGAAUUCAUGCUGCAUAUUAGCAGACUUGAAGGUUUUUUUUUUUGUUGUUUUUUUUGUUUGCGUCCUAUUCUGAUGUGUGUAGUGGUGUUUUGGGGAUAAGUGAUCUGGUUUUGUUUGGCCCUGAUGCAUACAGUUGGACCCGGUUAAUUUAUACAGGAUUAUGCAUAGGCUGUGUGCUUCAUUAACAUAAGUGGGAGGCAGGCAUAUGGAGAUGACUGGUUUUUUAUUUCAUUCCCUACAAAAUGUGUUACAAACUCCAAUACACCCUAUUAUUUAAAUUUGGGUUGUUUUUUAAAUCAUAGUAAUAAUUUAUACUUGUAAAUCAUUAAAAGGUUUUGCUAGAUGAUGAUGAGAAGAACCAUUCCUGUUUAGUUCAUUCUGCCACAUUAUGGUCUCUAUUGGAUAUGAUGUCACGUAGGCCCAAAAAAGCAAAAAUCUGUGAAAUCACUACCUGUAGGCAGACAGAUUAGUGCAGUCAAAUUCCCCCACCCGUGCAUAGAUACAAAUUCACAAUGAAAGGGUAUUCAUUUACUGCACACUUUCUUUUAUAAAUGAGUGGCAGCUGGCAUGCUUUAGCUGAGGUUAAACAAGGGAUCAUUUAGUGAUGGUGGGGCAUGGUGCAUAAUGUAAAUAACAUUUUGCAAUCUGCCCAACUGUUAGCACCUUUGCAAUAGAGUGCAUGCACCUAUGCUCCCCAUAAAUACAGUGUUGUCUGAGUUUGUCUGUGCUGUAUUCAUGAGGUGAAGAUGCAUGAUAGCCAUGUCCCCUUACUUGUGGUCCAUUCCGAUGUCUGAAUUAGGGAGCACCCAAGGGCACAGGAGGAAAAGGGGUGUCCAAUGGCAAGAACAUGCAUCCCUUCCAAACUCAUGUGCCCAGUACCUUGCUCUGGAUUUUAAAAGGAACAGUAACGCCAAACAAAUUUUUGUUUUAAAGUAAUGAAAAUAUAAUAUACUAUUGCCCUGCACUGGUAAACAAUGGCGUGUUUGCUUGAGAAACACUACUAUAGUUUAUAUAAACAGGCUACUGUGUCGCCAUGGGAGCAGUCAUUCAAAGCUGAAAAAAGAGAAAAGUCACAAGGGACACAGUAGAUAACAUACACUCUGUAGUAUAAAGUGGGAUUCUUCAGCACUUCUCUAUUAUCUGUUGUGUAUCCUGUGCCUUUCCUCCUUUUUCAGCUGUGAGUGGCUGCCCCCAUGGCUAGUGGAUAAUAUGGCCUGCUCGCACACCCUGGCCUUCAAAGGUAGACACCUGGUGCCAGUGUAUUCUUGUAAUUGCCCCCAUGGCUACACAGCAGCUUGUUUAUAUAAACAUUACAUUAUAUUGUGAGUUCUUUAAAAUGCAUUUUAUUUUUUGGUGUUACUGUUACUUUAAUCUGGCAUAGGUGCGGAGUGCAGCAGGACCCAGGAUACUUCAGCUAUUAGGUUUGUUGCUAGCUAAAAUAAAUGCUUUGUUUUGAUAAGUCUGCCACUCAUGUUAUUACAUAUAGGUAAAUAAUGUAUAGUCUGUCCAUAUGUAUGAUUUGGAUAAUAUUUCCCUACCGGCACUAGAAAGAAUCCUAGUACAAUAUGAACUGUCUUAAGUAAGAAAACUUAUAGUUGUGGAUCAGCAACACUCCCAGAUUGGUAGUCUGUGUCUUUAAGGGAAUUAUAAUAUUUGACCCUUUUAUGUGCCAUCCAUUGUAGAAUCUACAGCAGCAGCUUUAAAGUACUAUUGUGCCAACACCAUAGAUUUUGCAGUUUCACUUUCUUAUGUGCAGCAAGAUGGGCCCAGUAUUUAUAAAGGGUUAAAGUAACAGUUAAACUACAAUGCUGGUAGAUAAAACUUGUUGUUUUUUUUUAACCAUUUCAUUACACUCACUGAGCAAAGGCAAGGUAUAGAUAUUUUUUUCCCCCUCCUAUGAGACAAAUUUUUCACAGCCUCAUUUAACGCUUUCAGUACCAGAAGAGUUUGUGAGGCUUUGCAGAGCCGUCAUUUGAAACUGUUCCGGCACAAGUGGCAUUACCAGGGCUUGAAACCCGUGCUGGGCGCGGAUUAAAGCCAACGUCUUCCAGAACUUUUCCAGCAGAAUGUUGCCGAGUGUGAUGUGCAGGAGUUAAAAGGUUACCUCAUUUUUUUUGGAUGUGUAUGGGUUUAUUUUAGCUGCUGGAUGUAGCUCCCUUUUGAUAUCCUGCAUUGGAAGUGAAUGAAGUGUGUUGGAAGUCCACAAGGACAGGCAGGAAUUGAUUCUUAUACCUUUGUAUGUACUUUUUUUGUUGCCAUGUUUCCUGUACUGCAGGGGCAAAUAGCCUAACCAUAUGGAUGGAGUUUUAGUGUUCAGGCCAAUGAUCUUCAGCCUGGACUGGAGAUCCACAGUCUGAAGAUCAUUGCGUAAGGGUUUUAGGGCUGAAUGCCAAGAGAUGGAUCAUAGUUGUUUUAUCCUACAUUCCAAAAAUAUAGUUUGACCCUAAACCUUUUAGAAGAUGUAGAGUAAAACUAUAUUGAAUGUAUCCACUUGUGCAGUCGCAGCAGGAUGGCACAGUCAGAUAACAGAAAAGUACCCUUUGUGCUGACUUAUUGCUGGGAGGUGGGCUGCAGUGAGUGUGUCCUCUAACUGUACACUAUCGUUUUUUUCUCUUUUAUCGUUGGUUUUUACCAUGCAUGUACUGGAGUAUUUAUUUCACCUAUUAAAAAGUUAUGUUUUACAAA